This is a messenger RNA of Pezoporus flaviventris, 785 nucleotides long. RefSeq names its product receptor activity modifying protein 1 (gene RAMP1). Gene Ontology annotation, cellular component: cell surface; membrane; signaling receptor complex. Gene Ontology annotation, biological process: intracellular protein transport; cellular response to hormone stimulus; regulation of G protein-coupled receptor signaling pathway. NCBI's taxonomy places the organism in Eukaryota, Metazoa, Chordata, Aves, Psittaciformes, Psittacidae. The coding region runs from base 15 to 569 and encodes 184 amino acids. The record is from RefSeq and is a predicted model, not a curated record. The transcript is spliced from 3 exons. Gene Ontology annotation, molecular function: coreceptor activity.
ACUGGGCCCGCCCCAUGUCCCCACCACCACCGGGAGCGGAGAGAAGGGGAGCCACGACCGUCGCUGGGGGAGGAUCCUGCCCGCCACCCUGCUCCCUGCCGGGGGCCGGGUGUGCGGGACAGAGCGCAGCGGCGAUGGCCCUGCUGCCGCGGCGGUUUCUCUGCUUCGUGCUGGCCCAUCACUUCAUCGCAGUGACAGCGUGCCAGGAGGCAGACUACAGCUGGAUGAUCCAGCACUACUGCCUGAAGCAGUUCCAGCUCAGCAUGGAGGGCAUUGGGCAACGGCUCUGGUGUGACUGGGAUGAGACCAUGGGCACCUAUGGGGAGCUGACGAACUGCACGGCGCUCAUCGCAGAGAGGCUCGACUGCUACUGGCCCAACCGGCUGGUGGACGAGUUCUUCGUCGCCGUGCACAAACAGUACUUCAGGAACUGCUCCCCCUCCGGCCGGGCGCUGCACGACCCCCCCAACAGCAUCCUCUGCCCCUUCAUCCUGCUGCCCAUCCUCAUCACCUUGCUGAUGACCGCACUGGUGGUAUGGAGGAGCAAACGCAGUGAGGGCAUUGUGUAGGGACACCCUGCCACUGGGACAGGGGAGGGACCACCUCUGGACUGUCUGGUUUUUGGAAGACCUUGGCAGAGGAGCAUCAGUGGGGGGUACAAAGCCCUGGAGGCAGAUUCAGCAGUGCCACAGCUCCUCCUUUGCACCACAAGUGUGCCACCUGCCUGGCAUGAGGAGGUAAUGACAAGGCCAAUGGGUCUGGGUGCAAUGAGACCACCACGGAUU